This is a messenger RNA of Alternaria atra, 927 nucleotides long. RefSeq lists its product as uncharacterized. NCBI's taxonomy places the organism in Eukaryota, Fungi, Ascomycota, Dothideomycetes, Pleosporales, Pleosporaceae. Gene Ontology annotation, molecular function: phosphate transmembrane transporter activity. Gene Ontology annotation, cellular component: mitochondrial inner membrane. Gene Ontology annotation, biological process: mitochondrial phosphate ion transmembrane transport. The record is from RefSeq and is a predicted model, not a curated record. The transcript is spliced from 4 exons. The coding region runs from base 1 to 927 and encodes 308 amino acids.
AUGGCGAGCAAACUGGACGCGAUGAAGCCGCAGAGGAAGAUUGAGCUCUUCUCAGGCUCGUACUUUGCGGCAUGUACGGUCGGUGGUAUCAUCGCAUGUGGACCUACGCAUACCAUGGUUACCCCGCUAGACCUGGUAAAAUGCCGCCGUCAAGUCGACUCCAACCUUUACAAGUCCAACUCGCAAGCCUGGAAAAUGAUUUACUCCAAAGAGGGUCUGCGUGGUGUGUUCUUUGGCUGGACACCUACCUUUAUCGGCUACUCGAUGCAAGGAGCUGGCAAAUACGGUUUCUACGAAAUCUUCAAGUACAUAUAUGGCGAGAAGCUCGCUCCCGGCGCCCCGCAAACGAUUGUAUACCUCGCUGCGUCCGCUUCCGCCGAAUUUCUUGCCGACAUCGCGCUAUGUCCUAUGGAGGCCAUCAAGGUCCGCAUGCAGACCACCAUGCCACCGUUCGCAAACACACUACGAGAGGGCUGGUCAAAGGUGAUCAAGGAGGAGGGUGUUGGUGGUUUGUACAAGGGCUUGUAUCCCCUGUGGGCGCGUCAAAUCCCAUACACCAUGGUCAAGUUCGCGACAUUCGAAGAGACGGUCAAGCAGAUUUACAGCUUCUUGGGCAAGCCAAAGGAGUCGUACGGAAGCUUGCAGCAAACCGGUGUGAGCUUCCUUGGUGGAUACAUUGCUGGUAUUGGAUGUGCGGUUGUCUCGCAUCCUGCAGAUGUCAUGGUCUCGAAGCUCAACAGCGACCGAAAAGCAGGCGAGGGAGCCGGUCAGGCUAUCGGCAGGAUAUAUAGCAAGAUCGGUUUCGGUGGCCUAUGGAAUGGAUUGCCGGUCCGUAUCUUCAUGAUUGGUACUCUGACCGCGUUCCAAUGGCUCAUCUAUGACUCUUUCAAGGUCUACCUCGGCCUACCUACUACUGGUGGUCACUAA